GCGUCGACCGCAACACUUCGAGGCAGUAUGAACCGUCCCAUGCACACUCGCUCAAAGGACAAAUCCAGGGGCUUGCUAACAAUAUAUGUAAAAACAUACCUCUUCAUCAAGAAAGUUGGGCGUAG
Messenger RNA from Funneliformis geosporum, 125 nucleotides. Lineage: Eukaryota; Fungi; Glomeromycota; Glomeromycetes; Glomerales; Glomeraceae. The record is from the annotation of a GenBank genome assembly.